Molecule: messenger RNA, 948 nt
Organism: Venustampulla echinocandica
Lineage: Eukaryota; Fungi; Ascomycota; Leotiomycetes; Helotiales; Pleuroascaceae
Exons: 1
Coding region: 1-948 (315 amino acids)
Source: RefSeq, a predicted model, not a curated record
AUGACCCUCACCUACCGCGAUGGACUCGCCAUCUUCGAGAUCGCCGCCUACGUACCCUGUCUCAUCGUCGCGGUGUUUCUCCUCGUCCGCCAUGGCUUCGGCCGUAGCGCAGGCUGGUACUUCCUCGUUGCCUUUUCGCUGUCUCGAAUCAUCGGCGGCAGCUUGGAACUAGCAACCAUCAACGACCCUACAAAUAUCGGCUUGUACACCGGCAGCGCCAUCUUGACGAAUGUCGGCUUUUCUCCCCUCAUGUUAGCCACACUCGGUCUCCUUAGCCGGCUCGUGGAUAGUAUCAACAAAAACUACCAAACCUUUGUCACAAGCAAGCACCUGAAGUUCAUUGAGACGGUCAUUACCGUCGGGGUGAUCCUGGGCAUUGUGGGAGGCGUCAAAGCAAGCGACGCCCUCAAGCAGCCUGGAGGAACAUACCAACCGCAGACCCUGAGUAAAGUCGGGACGAUCCUAUUCAUUGUGUCAUACGUCGUCACCAUUGCGGCCACAGUCCUGAUAUCCUUCUCGGCCUCCCACGCCGACGCUGGCGAACACCGCAUUAUAUUAGCCGUGGCAUUUUCGCUCCCGUUCCUCUUCGUCCGCCUCAUGUACAGCUGUAUCAGCACCUUUGCGCACAACUCGAAGUUCAGUCUCAUUGGUGGGAGUCCCACGAUCUUGCUUUGCGUCGCACUGAUUGAAGAACUCAUCGUCACGAUUACAUACGAGGCCGUCGGCCUCACGCUGCAAAAGCUACCCAAGAAAGAUCAGCUUAGGACGGCGGAGAGUGUUGAUAGCGUGGAAUAUAACGGCAACAAUACAGCCUAUCGACACCAACCCAAGCGAGACAACCUCGCUUUGAGAAUCGCCAAGAGGACUAUCAUUGGCCGCAUUGUUAUGGCGUUGAUGCCGAAGAAACAGAAUGAUGUCGAGAUGAAUCAACAAUUUGUGAGAAAGUGA